GCUGUGCCGUGCCGAGCUGCCGGCGCCGCCGGGAAGAUGGCCGUGUCGCUGCGGUACUUGUGGCCUCUCCUUCUGUGCAGCCCCUGCCUGCUCAUCCAGAUCCCCGACGAAUAUGAAGGAUACCGUGUGAUGGAACCACCUGUCAUCACGGAACAGUCUCCACGUCGCCUGGUCGUCUUCCCCACAGAUGACAUCAGCCUCAAGUGUGAGGCCAGUGGCAAACCUGAAGUGCAGUUCCGCUGGACUCGGGAUGGCAUCCACUUCAAACCCAAGGAGGAACUGGGUGUGACCGUGCACCAGGCACCGCAUUCGGGCUCCUUCACCAUCACGGGCAACAACAGCAACUUUGCCCAGAGGUUCCAGGGCACCUACCGCUGCUUUGCCAGCAAUAAGCUGGGCACGGCCAUGUCCCAUGAGAUCCAGCUCAUGGCUGAGG
Neomonachus schauinslandi (Hawaiian monk seal) is the source of this 436-nucleotide messenger RNA. Its product is annotated as neural cell adhesion molecule L1-like. The transcript is spliced from 4 exons. The record is from RefSeq and is a predicted model, not a curated record. The annotation marks the transcript as partial. Lineage: Eukaryota; Metazoa; Chordata; Mammalia; Carnivora; Phocidae.